This is a messenger RNA of Dromaius novaehollandiae (emu), 4813 nucleotides long. It is a transcript of the gene AASDH, whose product is annotated as aminoadipate-semialdehyde dehydrogenase. The record is from RefSeq and is a predicted model, not a curated record. Gene Ontology annotation, biological process: amino acid activation for nonribosomal peptide biosynthetic process. The transcript has 15 exons. NCBI's taxonomy places the organism in Eukaryota, Metazoa, Chordata, Aves, Casuariiformes, Dromaiidae. The coding region runs from base 293 to 3682 and encodes 1129 amino acids. Gene Ontology annotation, molecular function: protein binding.
GAGUGGCUGGGGGCGGGGGGAGUGCUGUGCUGGGAGUAGGUGCUCGGCGCGUUUGAGGUGGCGGCGCGGCGCCGCGCGCCCUCUGCCCUUGCUCUAGCCGUUGGGCCGGGCCGUAACGACCGGCGGGGCGGCCCGCCCCGCCCUCAGGGCUGCCGGGGGGCGCGGUGCCGCCGAGCGUGGAAACGGCGGGGGUUGAGCGUGGUGAGGGCCUGCGGUGCCGCCGGGCCUCGCUGCGGGGCGCGGCGGGAGCGAGAGGGGGCAGUAUCAGGGGAGCCGAGGACAGGCAGCUGAGAUGACCCUGCAGGCAAUGGUGAUGGAGGCAGCCAGCCUGCAUCCUGAUAGGAAGGCGGUCUGGUUUGAUGAGUGCGAUGGCAAACCUCCAACUUCCUACACGUACGCGACUGUAGUUAAGCUUGCUGCGGAAUUAACAGCUUUCCUUCAGAAGCACUGCCAUCGUGGAGGAAAAUGUGAAAUAGGUCUUUACUGCUAUCCAGGAAUAAACUUACCGUCUUGGAUCUUAGGAAUCCUUCAAGUUCCAGCUGCCUAUUCUCCUGUUGAUCCAGAUGCACCACCAAUAUUAACCGCCUACUUCAUGAAGAAAUGUAAUCUUCAAUAUAUUCUUGUUGAGAAUGACAAAAUAGAUAAAUUCAAGAUGUCCCAUGAGGGUUGGUUUUACCACAAUUCUUCCACAAUAGAACAAAUUGGUUUAACACUCUUCCAAAUUAGCUGGAGUAAUGCUGAUACAAGUUCCCAACUAGAAAAUGUAAAAAGUAAAGAUGAACCCUUCAAUUCUAUGGGUAACUUGCGGCCUGAUUAUACUGUCUGCCCAGAUCAACUUGAAGUAGAAACAUCGAAAGGGGGAUGCACAGACGUUGGCCAGAAAUACUCUCUAGCAUAUGUCUUGCAUACAUCAGGAACUACAGGGAUCCCCAAAAUAGUCAGAGUACCUCAUAAAUGUAUCGUGCCAAAUAUUCAGCACCUUAAAUCUAUAUUUGAGAUCACAUGGGAUGAUGUGUUGUUCCUGGCUUCUCCUCUAACAUUUGACCCAUCUGUGGUGGAAUUGUUCAUUGCUCUGACAAGCGGAGCCUCUCUUCUUAUAGUACCAAACACCAUUAAAAUGAUGCCUGUGAAGCUGUCUGCUGCUCUAUUUCAUCAACAUCAUGUGACAGUGUUGCAGUCAACACCAACACUUCUCAGAAGGUUUGGAGCUCACAUUAUUAAAUCAACUGUGUUGUCUGCAAAUACUUCACUCCGUGUCUUAGCCCUUGGUGGUGAAGCAUUUCCUGUACUGAGAGUCUUGAAAAGUUGGAAGCACAAGGAGAACAAAACAAGUAUUUUUAAUCUGUAUGGUAUUACUGAGGUGUCAAGCUGGGCCACUUGCUACAAGAUUCCUGAAGAGGUUUUUAGUGCUGAUUUUCGAAGUGAUUUCCCUGUACCUUUGGGUUCACCGCUCCUUGGAACAGCAGUUGAGGUCAGAGAUACCAGUGGUUCUGCAGUUCUAGAAGGCGAGGGACAAAUAUUUAUAGGUGGUGAAGAACGAAUCUGUUUUCUUGAUGAUGAAAUAACUGUACCCUCGGGCACAAUGAGAGAAACAGGGGAUUUUGUAAGAGUGCAGAAUGCAAAGGUGGUGUUCCUGGGUCGGAAAGACAAUCAAAUUAAACGUCAUGGCAAACGUUUUAAUAUUGAAUAUUUGCAGCAGACUGCUGAAGAUCUUUGUCAAGUAGAAGCUUGUGCAGUGACCUGGUAUCAGCAGGAAAAACUUAUGUUGUUUGUUGUACCCAAAGACAAUUUUGAAGAGAGAGAAACUCUUAAAGAACUUCAGAAACAUCUACCAACUCACGCAAUGCCUGACGAGCUUGUACUGAUUAAAGCUUUGCCUUUAACAUCACAUGGCAAAGUUGAUAUAUCUGAGCUGAACAAGAUUUACCACAACCGUCUAAACUCCAGAAGACGUGACAGUAAGCUGAGUGGUGCAGAGGAAUUGUGGGAAAGAUUGCAGUAUUUAUGGAAGUCUGUUCUGGGUCUCCUAGAUGAUUCCACAGAAAUUUCUAAAGAUUCGGUAUUUCUCUACUGUGGUGGAAACUCCUUAAAGGCUGUAAGAUUUUAUGAAGAAAUUGAGAUUCUAGUAGGUAGAGCUGUCCCUGGACUCCUUGAAGUUAUUCUCAGCUGCUCAAUUGAAGAGGUUUAUACGCAUAUUCUUAAGAUGCUGUUUCCAAGUGAAGACCAAUUAAUGAACUGUGACAAUGUUGUGAAAAGAAAAUUAAGUGAAGACAGUGGAGAGGAAUUCUGUGGAAAGUACGUUAAAAUGAAAUCUGAAAGAUACUUUGAAGUUGCUUCUGGGUUAACUUCAUUUAUUGCACUGAGCCGAGGAAAUCGGUUGUUUUCCAUGAAUUCCUCCAAGUCCUUUAUGCAACCCAAUGAUAUGGUACAGGUAGGAAUGGAACUGAGACAACAACCAUCCUUUCUGCAUUUAUUGUCACCAAGUACAAGGAAAAGCCAAGAGCAAGAGUAUGAAGUGGAGAAGAGCAGAAGUUUACCAGUUAACAACAAGGCAAAUAAAAUAGACACUUUUUCUAUACAGCCAAGCUAUGCAGCAUGUAGUCCUGGAACAAUGGCUAAGUUGGCAUUAUGCGUAAGAUGGAAGUCAAAUACAAGAAGAUGUGUUGAUGCAUCACCACUGGUUAUAGUAUCAUUUACAGAUGAAGUAUCUGCGUCUGUAUAUGUUGGCUCUCACUCUCAUACAAUGCAGGCAAUUGAUCUAGAUUUGGGAGAAAUAAAGUGGGAGAGGAGCCUUGGAGAUCGUAUUGAAUCUUCUGCCUGUGUAUCUAAGUGUGGGAAUUUCAUUGUUGUUGGCUGUUAUGACGGCUUAGUUUAUGUGCUCCAAAGCAGCGAUGGCAAAAUACAUUGGACUUUUGUCACAGAGGACGCUGUGAAAAGCUCUGCAGUUGUAGAUCCUUCCACUGGACUGGUCUAUGUGGGAUCGCAUGACCAACAUGUGUAUGCUUUGGAUAUUUAUAAAAAGGCAUGUAUAUGGAAGAUCCAUUGCGAAGGUGGAGCUGUGUUUUCUUCUCCUUGUCUAAGUUUUUUUCCACAUCAUCUUUAUGUUGCUACAUUAGGAGGACUGCUGUUGGCUGUAAACCCUGCAACAGGAAAUAAGACUUGGAAAAGCUCCCUGGGAAAACCACUCUUCUCCUCUCCUCACUGCAAUGAGAAGUAUGUUUAUGUUGGAUGUGUGGAUGGAAACUUAUAUUGUUUCACUCAUUCUGGAGAAAAGGUUUGGCAGUUUUCCACUAAUGGACCAGUGUUUUCAUCUCCAUGCAUCUCAAGUUUAACUAAGCAAGAAAUAUAUUUUGGCUCCCAUGACUGCUUUAUCUACUGCUGUAAUAUGGAAGGUAAUUUACUGUGGAAAUUUGAAGCCACUUCAAGUGUAUAUGGAACACCAUUUGUUUUCCAAAGUGAUGACUUAAAGAACAAAAUUCUUUUGGCAGCAGUAUCUACCGAUGGCAAAGUGUGGGUCCUGAAUGCCAAGAGUGGAACAGCAGAAGGAAUAGAUAAGCUCCCAGGAGAGAUUUUUUCUUCCCCUGUAGUAUGGGGAACAAAACUUGUUGUUGGCUGUAGAAAUGAUUAUGUUUAUUGCCUAGAUUUGUGUACAACAGGGAAAAAAGAACAGCUAAAAUGUUAGGCUGCUUCCUUUUUACUGUUUACAUUUGUAAAUUAAGAACUCGCAGGUUCUGUCUACCUCUCUGCCUAUUUUACUGUCAACAAUAGAUGCUCUUUGCAGGCUUCUCAUUUUUGUACCAAGCAAUAUCCAGUAGGAAAAGUGAUGUUUACUGACUUGCUGUACUGACUGAAGGAGGAUGGCUGCUCAGCACCCCGCCAGGGGUUUCACUGUUCCUCCCUGAUUUUUCAGCUUAGAUUCAUAAAAGUACUAGUGUUUCAGAUGGUUUGGAUUUCAAUGUUAUACUUUACUUUGAUCUGUGUAGCAGGAAAAUGGAAGCCAGUAAGUUGGCUUCCAACACUUCCAUAAUUGUGAGAAGCUGUGGCAAGGUGCCAUCCUCUGCAAUUUGGAAUAACGUGCUUGGCUCCUUGAGGGAGGAAUUUAUUCCUUUCUAUGACUCCAGCCUAGCCCGCACCCGGAGGUGCCUUUGCUCAAGUGCCUAGCUCUGCUAUGCAGUGUACCUGUCAGUGGUCACCUAGUCUGAGUGUGGAUUUCUAUUCUGUAGCAAGGUAAGAGUCUUUUGUUGAAUCUAACUUUUACAUUGAUUUCUGAGGACAUAGCCUGCAUUGUGUAUUCUUGGGAGUGAUGUUUAUAGUUUGUAUAAACAAAAAAGAUUCAUCUUUUGUGAGCCUUGGCUCUCCUUGGCUCCAAUUCAACCAAGCAUACACCUAAAUUCAGUUGAAGUCAGUAAGAGCUACUUCUUGUAUUUUAAAGUUGAACAGAUACUUGUAUGUGAAUGCUUACUAGAUUUCAAUGACAGUUACAGAAUGAUUUCCAAGAUGAAGUGUAUAGUGCUCAAAUCAAACCUUGUUCAAGUCAUUUGUGAAGAACUUUGAAUUAAUGAAUUCCAGAAUGUCUUUACAGAGAACUUUAGUAAAGCGUUGUAUAAAUUUCUUGUUGUCUUUAAUACCGCAAUAAGAAUUACCAUCAGUCUUACCUAAUGAUAAAUCAAAAGUACACUUAACUCCAAGCAUCUUCUUGAUUACAAAAGACUUUUGUAAAGAUCUGUGGUAGAAAAUAUUUUAUCUCUUCCUUUGAUGGGCCAUCUGCUUUGAGUUCUAAAAUCUUGAAUAAUAAAGUAGAAAUUGCACUGGC